Suillus clintonianus is the source of this 310-nucleotide messenger RNA. RefSeq lists its product as uncharacterized. The transcript is spliced from 2 exons. Lineage: Eukaryota; Fungi; Basidiomycota; Agaricomycetes; Boletales; Suillaceae. The coding region runs from base 89 to 292 and encodes 67 amino acids. The record is from RefSeq and is a predicted model, not a curated record.
UCCUUCGGCACCACAGUCGAUAUCAUCGGAAUCGCUGAUUUGCCGGCUCAACCUUUUUGCUGGCCAGCUCUAUUUCUCCAGUUACAAGAUGUAUCUCCGCACUUGCAGUUUCUUAGGGCUCAACGCACCAGAUCUAGGGAAUGAGGAGUUGAUAGCCGACAGCGACGGGUUCAUCAGCGAGGAGAAUCGCCCUUCUGCGAGAGCAUCGUGCUCAUUCAAGCAAUCCCAGCUUCCGCCACUCGGAAAGAUGCUCAAUGGCCGCAUUCUGACAGAAGAAGAUUUUAUUGACUGAGCGCCGGGUCUAUUUAGC